This is a messenger RNA of Polistes dominula (European paper wasp), 589 nucleotides long. RefSeq names its product Transcription elongation factor subunit spt4 (gene spt4). The record is from RefSeq and is a predicted model, not a curated record. Gene Ontology annotation, cellular component: nucleus; DSIF complex. NCBI's taxonomy places the organism in Eukaryota, Metazoa, Arthropoda, Insecta, Hymenoptera, Vespidae. Gene Ontology annotation, biological process: regulation of DNA-templated transcription; transcription elongation by RNA polymerase II; transcription elongation-coupled chromatin remodeling. Gene Ontology annotation, molecular function: zinc ion binding; RNA polymerase II complex binding.
UACAACUUGAAUCAGUCAGUCGCAAUAAAGAUGCCUAACUUGUACUAUUGAACGUGUUCACUAUACAAACAUACCCUAACCUAUAUGAAAGGAGGUGAACUUCAAACAUAACCUAUAAGUUAUCCAAAAAUUCGUAAACAUUUUUACAAAAAAGUGAAUAAUUUUGUUAUACAAUGGAAACAGUGCCAAAAGAUUUACGUGGUCUCAGAGCAUGUUUAGUAUGCUCCCUAAUCAAGACUUUCGAUCAGUUCGAAUUUGAUGGUUGCGACAAUUGUGAUGAAUUUUUACGCAUGAAAAAUAACAAAGACAAUGUUUUUGAUUGUACAAGUUCUAACUUCGAUGGAAUGAUUGCCGCAAUGAGCCCAGAAGAUAGUUGGGUGUGCAAAUGGCAAAGAAUUAAUCGCUUUUGCAAAGGAGUUUAUGCAAUAUCUGUAUCAGGUCGACUUCCAGCCGGUGUUAUAAGGGAAAUGAAGAGUAGAGGUAUCGUCUAUAGACCACGAGAUACGAGUCAAAGAUAGAUAUAUUGUAAUAAUGGAUAUUUUAUAUUUUUUCUAAUUACAAGUUUUUACAAUGUUUUUGUAAAUAUAAC